AUGUCAGAAUACUGGAAGUCAACACCAAAAUACUGGUGCAAACACUGCAGUAUCUUCGUCCGCGACACCGGCCUCGAGCGAGCCAAUCACGAAUCCACCGGCAAGCAUCAGAGCGCGAUCAAACGCUCCUUGCGCGACCUGCACCGCAGCGCCGACCAAAAAGAACGAGACAAAGAACGGGCGAAACGAGAGGUCGAUCGACUCAAUGGCGUGGUGUCUGGGAGCGGGAGUGGUAGCGGCAGCGGGAUACCAGCCAAGUCGGCCCCUAAACCGAGCGGCGGGGCGUAUGGCACACCACCCCAACAGAUUUCACAGUUAGACAGGCACAGGCAGUUGGAGCAACUCGCGGAGCUGGGCGUGGCUAUUCCGACCGAAAUGAGAGGGGAGAUGGCGAUGGCGGGCGAGUGGACGGUUACAUCGACGCGGGUCGUGGAAGAUUCAGACAAGGACAUGGAGACUACUGGCACGAAAAAGGUCAAGACGGAGAAGGACACUCAGGAAGAAUCGGGAGCGGACAGCAAACCUGAGGCAGCUGAGCGCAAGAUUCCGCCUCCUAUCAAACAGGAGCCAGAGGAAGAGACGAGACUUGGGGCGUUGUCGGCAACUGCUUCUGAAUCGGGCACCAUGGUUGGGCAUACUUUUGGUUCGUUUUUGGUCGCCUACCGCCGCGGCAGAGACGAAAAGUACAAGCUCAUCCGCGAGGCCCUCCGGGAUGGGACCAAUGGCGACGCUCCAAUCCCCGCAUCGUGGCCAGCGGGCCGAUCCAUUCUCACAGCGUUGCCAACGGAGUUGAUACUACUCGUUUGCUACCGCUUGUACCAGGCCGACCUUCUCCACUUGGCUCAGAGCUGCCGCUCGCUUACGAACGUCGCUCUCGAUGUGCUAUACGCCCGCGACGUUUCCCAGUUCGACUGUCUCUCUGUGCGUUGGGCGUGCGCACUGGGUGUUGUUCCGGCUCUGGAACGUGCAUUUCGCCAUGGAGCGUCUCCGAAUCACGAGUUCGGCCCGUUCUCGCACUUUAUGUGCAAGUGGCCAUCGUGCGACACUCCGCUUGCUACUGCCAUUGUCGCCAAUCAGAUUGGGAUUAUUGACUGCCUAAUCAACCAUGGCGUUGAUACGAACUGGGCGGGGCUUUACGCAACACCCGACGAUUAUAACAGCAUCCACGACUGCAUGUUUCCUAUGCACUGGGCCAUGGGUGCUCCAGGCCUCCUGCCUAAUUCCCCCCACGUACCAGGAAACGUUGAGGUCCUUCGCCGCCUUCUCGAUGCGGGAGCGGACCCGAAUAUAGAGACCCUGCCGCGCUCAGACAGCUCUCGACCGCGAGGCUUCACACCCCUGCUCAUGGCCAUGCAACCCACCGUUUCCGUCGAAACUGUCGAGUUACUGUUAGAACGUGGCGCCAAGCCCACUCAGAUCGGGACCUAUCUCGGCGUUGGUAAGAUCAAUGUGCGCGGUGCUCUUACUCUGGUCAUUGGUCGUACCCACUGGAAGGAUCUCCCACCGCUUGGGGUGAUGUUGUUUUGUCAUGCCGUGGGCAACCCCUAUUUUCGGCUGGACCUGGGCAAAGCACGGCUACUGUUGAUGCACGGGGCUACCUUGGACAUCGCGUUCUACUCCUAUUCGCGCGGGAACCCGUACACUGAUGAUUCCUGGGUCUAUUCGCGUGGGAGUCGCACGCUCGGCGGCGCCGUUAAUGCUUAUCACUCCGGCCCGAACCUUCCGAUACCGCCCUUCCUCGCUGUUCUCUGGUGGGUAGAGGAAAUCAUUUGGUGGAUAGAAAAUCCCGAGAACCACUCUGAACCCGAACACGAUAAAGGGAGAAGGGAACAAUGCUGCGAGACGAUUCUCUACGGUUCCCAACUGAUCACCCUCUUAGCCACCGCGACUGGUAGCCAACAACACGACGGAGAACGAGUUCCGAUCCCCGCUCUCAUAGACGCCACAAUUACGGACUCCUCGAACACGGUCUUCAUCCCCCCCAGGAUCAACGGCCAAACCGCCCUUCGGUUCGUGUGCCGAGACUUCGACUACCCGGAGACUCCCGAUGUCAUCCGCGCGCUUCUUCACGCUGGGGCCGACAUGAAUGCCCCCGACCCUCACGGCUGUACCGCGCUACAUCGGGCGUCCAUGCUGGGCCCUGCAGCUCGUGUGCAGGAACUUGUAACCUUCCGAGGCGGUCCCUCAGAAUCGGCGCUGGUCGUGGACGCCCGGGACAAUACCGGUUGGACUGCGCUGCACUACGCCUGCCUCUUUUACGUGUGGGACAAAGCUGACGACCAAGUAAGCACGGUGCGUUUAUUGUUGGAGGCUGGGGCCGAAGUUCGAUCGCGCACCAACGCAGGAUGGACACCGCUUUCCCUCGCUGCGCUAGGAGCGCAUUAUAAAGUAGUGCGACUCCUGCUUGACGCCGGCGCGCAAGCCGAUGACAUGUUCCGUCCAGUGCCUACACCUACUGCUCUAGCAGAUGGCACGACCGAGAGGGCGCUGGUGCCCAUCGGCCGCUUGGUGUUUGAUUCACACUGCUGGUACACCAGUUCGUCCGGUAUUGUGUUCACCAACCCCUUCGGCUCCCGAUUCCCACACGAGACCUUGCCCGAUGAGAUCGAAGCAGCAUUGACCACGUCGAAAAGAGAAAUCGCGUUACAACUGAGGUCGAGGCUGGGAAUUGCUAUCCCCGCCCCUAAAAACGACACAACCCUAGACGGCCCAACAACCCUCAGGGGUUCCUCUUCCCCUGCUCCUCCCCAUCUCCCUUGGCCUAUCUUUGGUCUUCGUAGGCUGUCUGGGAGACCGCCACCCAAGUUCGCCGUUGAAGCGCAGAGUGAACCGUUCGGCGUGCCAGAUAUCCCCUUUGUUGAUUUUGUUGGCGCCGAGUUUGAGAAGGAUAUUGAUGGCGUGUUGGAUCAAUUGGACGCCCACGGCUUAUUAGCCAUGGCGGUAGCGGUUUCACGGCCGGAGAGAUUUCUUGAGGCGCUUUGCUGGCGGGACCCGUCUCAGGGGGUGAGCGAGGGUGUGUGA
Molecule: messenger RNA, 3021 nt
Organism: Dichotomopilus funicola
Lineage: Eukaryota; Fungi; Ascomycota; Sordariomycetes; Sordariales; Chaetomiaceae
Exons: 4
Coding region: 1-3021 (1006 amino acids)
Molecular function (GO): protein binding; nucleic acid binding; zinc ion binding
Source: RefSeq, a predicted model, not a curated record